AUGACUUCGCACAGUACGGGUGGGCUGGCGCACUUUUCCGCGACGAGUCUCUUUGACGUUCGCGGUCUGACCGCCGUCGUCACGGGCGGCAGUUCGGGCCUCGGCCUCUACGCCGCCCAAGCGCUUGCUGCCAACGGUGCGCUCGUGUACAUCCUCGGCCGUCGCGAGGACCGUCUUUCCUCGGCCGUCGAAACCUUCCGUAUCCUCCUGCCCGACCCCGCCCAGCGCCAUUCGGGCGAUCUGGUGGCUAUCCAAGCGGAUAUCACCUCGAAGUCAUCGCUGUCGGAUGCCCGAGAGCGUAUCUCAACGGACCUUGACGCCAGGGCCAAACGGGGGAUCAAUGUUCUUAUUUGCAAUGCGGGUAUUGGGGGGAGGUUCCUUCGCUCCUACGGAUCUGAACCUACCGAUGCGGGGGAUAAGGAGCGCGAGUUUGAAGAGAUUGUCGACGAGCUUUGGUCGUUUAGCGAGUCGGAAUGCGACGACAUCCUGCGCACCAACGUCACUGGCAACUACCUCACCGCCCUCGCCUUCCUACCCCUGCUCAAAAAAGCCACAAGCGCAGAGUACAACUCGCAGACGAUUUUGAUCUCGAGCAAUGCCGCCUGGGCCAAACUGCCGAUUCUCAAUCCGGUGUACAACAUCUCCAAGACUGCAGUCUCGCAGCUCGGGCAGAUUCUGUCGACCAUGUUCGCGACGCACAUGCUCAGGACCAACAUCAUCGAACCGGGACUCUACCCCUCGGACCUCACCAGCACCGAACCGACCGAUCAAUCCACGGGACACAAGACCCUCAGCCAUACAAACGGCGCUGAUAUCCCCGUGGGCAGGUGUGGUCAGCCGAGAGAACAUGCUGCCGCCGUGCUGUACCUCGCCUCGAGGGCGAGUAACUUUGCCAACGGCACCACCAUGCGUGUUGACGGUGGCGCCCUCCAACGCAUCCCGGCUUCCGACUAG
Moesziomyces aphidis is the source of this 954-nucleotide messenger RNA. Lineage: Eukaryota; Fungi; Basidiomycota; Ustilaginomycetes; Ustilaginales; Ustilaginaceae. The record is from the annotation of a GenBank genome assembly.